Molecule: messenger RNA, 957 nt
Organism: Colletotrichum higginsianum IMI 349063
Lineage: Eukaryota; Fungi; Ascomycota; Sordariomycetes; Glomerellales; Glomerellaceae
Exons: 2
Coding region: 1-957 (318 amino acids)
Molecular function (GO): metallopeptidase activity
Source: RefSeq, a predicted model, not a curated record
AUGCAUUUCCUUACGUUAUUUCAGCACCUGAUAAUAUCUCUAUUCAUAUAUGAAGCCCAGGGUCUUGUCACAUCCCGCGGGUUCAGGUUCACCACCCCGAAAAAUGGCCAAGAGGGUGGAUGCACGCCAGAAGAUAUUGAAAUUAUCCGCCACGAACUGAAAAUUGUAAAGGAAGCUGCCGAAACCGCCGCCCGCGACGUCACCAAUUACCCUUUCUUUUACGCUUUUCAAAAGCCGAACAAUGCGUUUUUUAAGGAUAAGCAAUUCACCAAAGCAGCAAGGGAGUUCUUUCUUCGUAUGGCUCGCAUCGCAGACGAAUCUUAUCGCGGUGACAACUUCCGUAUCCAUUGCCGCAUCGAGGACUGCAGAUACAUGGGAAGAGGGACUCACGCUAUAUUGACGGAAAGUGUCAUGCGCCAGUUUGUGCCCCCGGUAUUAUGGCUUAUGAAACCAUCUGAUCCUGUCCUGGCUUUCUGCGAGCCAUUCUUCACUGGAGUUAGUGGAGUUCCUACUCAACAGCGCUUAGAACAAUUCAGGCAGGACCUCAAAGAACUCAAGGAGGGUAAAGUCAAGAACUUACAGUCGACGUCCGUGAACAUGGACAAAGUCGCCGACACGAGGAGCAAGGUUAUAAUGCACGAGCUGUCGCACAUUAACUAUGUGGCCAAGCCCAUAAUCGACAUAGUGAGACCCAACGCUCUUAGAAAAAAGGCAAUGGCAGACUACGUUUACGACGUCUUUGAAUGCUAUCAACUUGCUAACGGCUGGUGGAAGAGUGGCAAUGGGUGGACGGGGGAUAUGGAGAAUGGGGUGAAGGGGGUGAAGCGGGCUGCAAUGAAUGCAGAGAAUUGGGCCCUGGUUGGAAUGGGAACUUGGUUUUCCAAGCAGUUGGGGAUUAAGAAGAUUUCCAUUCCGGGAGCACGAGACAACCACUGGGGGCAGGAAGCUGAAACAUGA